CGGUGCAUCAAAAAGGAGCGGACUCACGCAUACUGCUCAGGUCAUGUGACCAAGAAAAACAAUCGCGCGGCAGUUAAGCACUUUUACAGCCAGGAUGGAGGAAGUUUGCUUCAGGAGUCUGAGUUAAAAAAAAUAAAAUAAUGCAAAGUGGGUCGGUCCGAAGCGCAGACCCAGCGAGGCUGCGACCCGUCAGAUCUGAGGGUGAAUCCAGACAGCUGCGCAGAGCUCAGCCCAGGAAGGUUCCCUACAGGGUGGGCUACAACUGGAACAAGGGAGGGAGACUCAAGGAGCUCAGGAUAAGACACUUGGCAAGAAAAUUCCUGAAGAUAUGGAUGCGCAACACCUUCGGUCGAGUCCCGCCCCAGCAAGCAAGGCGCCACUGCAGCAGAGGCAUCCUGAGACGAGCCUUUGGCAGAUGGAGGGACGACUGGUGGACAUCCAGGAGGGAAUGGAGUCUUCUGAUGAGAGCAGAGUGCCACUACAGGUAUUACCUGUUUAACUGGACAUUUUAUGAGUGGAGGAAUUUCACAUCUUCACAGCGGCAGAGAAAGACUCAAUUGCAGCAUGCAGAAUCGCUUGCUGCCGGGCGACUGGGGCGUUUGGCUUUGGACGGGUGGAAGGAUUUCAUCGAGAUCGGGAGAGCACAGCGGAGGACGGCCGACUCGUCCCUCGAGCGGAAGAGGCUUUCAGAUUUGCGCUCAGUGUGGCGUUUGUGGCAGACGAGGCUGCAGCAGCAACGGCACCUGAAGGCGCUGGCGGGUCGAGCACAGGAGCAAAGGGCGCUGAGCUUACAGAGGAAGGCUUGGAAUCUCUGGAGAGAGACACACAGAGCUGCUUGUUACCAGAAAAAAGAAGAGUCUAAAGCGGCUCUUUACUUCACCCUUCGACUGAAAACCAGAGCAUUUCAUCAGUGGAUGAGUUUUGAUUCCCAUCAGAAGGCCAAGAACGAUAGAAAAGCCGUGGCUCGGAGCGCCUGUCGCCGCCGCCUGGUCGCGACGUGUUGGAGAGAAUGGAGGAAAGCUCUGAAUCACAAGCGGGAUGAAGAGACGCGAUCGCUGGCUGCAGACCACCUGGCCGUUCGGAGCACUCGUCGCAGAGCGCUGGUGCGCUGGAGAGCCUACGUGCAGCUGUGUAGAGCAGACGCUGACAGAAACCAGGCAGCAUGUCAACAUUUCCAGCGUCAUUUACUGCGUGCCGGACUGCAGGGGUUCUCUCUGAACGUCGCCCGGAGCAAAGCGCACCGACUGGACCACAACAUGGCCGUCCAGCACCGUCGGCAAACGACGGUGACCAAGUACUGGAAACUGUGGAUGGAUCGGCUGGAGGAAGCGGAAGAUCGGAGCUUUCAGCCCCUGAUCAACAAGGCGAUGACCAGUUCCAGGGUUUCUGUGUUGAGGCGCUGCUUCCACCAGUGGAGAGAAAAGCUUGCUGAACAGAGGCGUACGCAGGAAGCUCAGCGCCGCGCCGACGCCUGGUUUGCUGAGCGGACCUUACCGCGAUGUUUCAACUCUUGGGUGGAGUUCACUCUGCAGGGACGUCUGCGAGGACAGAGGAGACUGAAAGCCGAAGCCUUUAAUCGACAACGCCGGUUCUCCUGGGUGUUUUACACCUGGUGGGGACGAUCCGAGGAGCACAAGGAGGAGCGGCUCUCUGAGCGGAUGGCCGUCCUUCACGAGGAGCGGCGCCGCUCGCGGAGAGCCUGGCUUCGGUGGAGACGACGCGCGCAGCAGCGGAUCAGAGAGGCGGAGAAACGGGAGGCGUCACAGCGUCUGUACGCUCGUAGGCUCCUCCGCGGCGCCGUGAUGCGGUGGAGGGACUACAGCUCUGAGAUGCGAGACAGGAGAACCAGAGAGCUGCAGGCCUGUGUCCAGGGGGAUUUGCGCUGCAUGCGAUGGGCUGUGGAGAAAUGGAAGCAGUAUGUUCAGAGGCGGCGAAUGAAGAACAGCAGACUGGAGGAGAUUCGACGCCACCGUGAAGAUAAACUUCUAAAGCACUGCUUCGUGGCCUGGGAGAGUCACAGCUUUGAGGUGUCUCUGAUGUGGGAACGUGCGGAGGAGCUUCAACAGCGGCGAACAGAGGGUUUACUCAGGAAGGCCCUAAAAACAUGGAGGGAGAAAGCAGAGCUCCGGGCGGAGUUACGACUCGCAGAGCAACAAGCCCAGAAGCACUUUCAGCUGAAGGUUUUUCACGCUUGGAGAGAAGUAACAACACGUGCGCUGUCAAAGCACAACCAGCAGAGGGAGUCGCUCCGCCACGCUCAGAUAACAUUAGAUCGAGCGCGGCUGCAGCUGGUUUUUAGACAGUGGAGGAAACAAACCGCGGCGGCCCGGAGGCAGAGGAUGAGCAUGGAAAAGGCUAGAAGGCAUCACGGCUGCAGACUCCUCUCUACAGCCCUGCAUGCAUGGAGCAAGUAUCGCUGCCAGCACCGCAGAAAGAAGGUGAUGAAAAGACAAGGGCUCCUGUUGCUGAAGUUAAAGAUGUACCAGAGGUUCUUUGAGCUGUGGAAAACGAAGCUGCAGCACAGACGGAGGGAGGCUGACCAGACGGAGCGAGCGCUCUGGCACUGGUCCCUCACCCUUCAGGCCAAGGUUCUGCAGGGGUGGAGGCUGUGGGUCGCGGAGCAGCGUGGCGAGCGGGAGCACGCCGCCCGGGCCGCGCAGGCGUACAGGGACCAGCUGCUGAGGGAGGGCGUGACGCGCAUCCUCGCCUACGCCGCGCACAUGAGCGACCUCACGGCGAGCCUGACGCAGCUCAGCCAGGAGCAGAGGUCGCAGCGCCUGUGGAGAGUCGUGAGACGCUGCGCCGCUAGGUGGAAGCGGCGGGCGCUGGGCAAACCGCCAACGGAGGAAGAGGUCCGAGCGCCGGCGAAGAAGAAGAGCGUGACCUUCUGUUUGCCGGGCCUUAGCAGCGUUUCCACGCCUGACGCACAGGAGCUGGACGAUGAAGCGCUCGGCCGCCUGAAAUGCAGCACUGACGCAGCACUGGAGCCCCCACACCCACCGUACCAUCCAUCAUACCAGAAAAGCUUCAUAUCUGCAGCUGAGUUAGCUCUGGAAAGCAGAACUCCAGAUCUCCUUCUGCCGCCGUCGGCCUUCAUGACCUCAAAGACACAGAAAUCUAUGGAAAGCUCAGGUAUCAGAGAAGCUCCUUUUGUCCUCCUUCCUGACUCCAUCUCUCCCUCUAAACACCUCUCAGAUUUCCAAGAUCCCAGUUUAACAAAUCCUCCUGAAAAAGAUGCGCCGGCUCUGACGAGGGAGCUUCUCAGCAUUCAGACCGACAUGAAGAACUUCCAAAAGAGCCGAAAGCAGCUCCGAGCGUGGCGGAAGCUGAGGGACGUGUUGCGGAGUUGGCUGCAGACGAGUGCCGAGGAUGAACAAGCGGAGCGAAGUGCGGUUUGCGAGGAGCUGGAGGAGCUGGAGAAGCGCAUUCAGGAACUUUCCGCUGAGCUGGAAACACACAAACCAACAAUCCUGCUUCACGUGGAGAGGAUCCAACAUUUGCAGUCUGUCCUCGACAACUCAGGAGUUUAACCUCUCCGUUAA
Messenger RNA from Fundulus heteroclitus (mummichog), 3542 nucleotides. It is a transcript of the gene sfi1, whose product is annotated as SFI1 centrin binding protein. The transcript has 30 exons. The record is from RefSeq and is a predicted model, not a curated record. NCBI's taxonomy places the organism in Eukaryota, Metazoa, Chordata, Actinopteri, Cyprinodontiformes, Fundulidae. Gene Ontology annotation, molecular function: phosphatase binding.